AUGUGGAGGCCUAUAGCGAGACGAGCUUCGCUCUACCGGCGGGCGGCGGCGCCGGGAAUGCGCCCUGCCAUCCAUCUUCGUCGAGCACACCACAACGAAGGAGUACCAUUACCAACAAAAGCUCUCGAAUCCGCUUCUCGUUUCUCGUUUUUCUCGAGAUCGUCCCAUUUCCGUAUAAACCCUAGAUUGUUCACGACCUCAGCUCAGAAUCACGAUGACCCGCCCUCCGAGCCAUUUGCUGAUGAAGUCUCUGGUGGUUUUGAUUUCGGCGCACCUGAUGCGUUCGACGAAAUUUCAAAGCUUAAAUUUGGAAACGAAGGUUCAAUCUUUGACGGUGCUGCAGGUGAUAUUGAAAUGGAUCAGGGCUCUGUUGAAAAUCUCGAAGGCUCAGUUGCUGUGGAUGGAAAUUUGGAUGCAGGGGAUGAGAGCUCAGGGAAAGUACGGGGUAAUGAUCCUGAAAAGGUGGAGAAUUUGUUGGCUAUGCUUGAGGGCUGUGGUACUGGUGAUGGGUUCCUAGAAUCUCGUAUGGAAGAGAUGGAUUUAGCUUUGGAUCAAGAAUUAGUGUUGAAGGUUCUCCAGGCCCCGUUUGUUCCUGGGGAGAAUUUAAUCGCUUUUUUCAAGUGGGUUUUGAAUAAACAGGAGUUUAAGCUGAGUCCAGUGGUUCUAGAUUCACUUGCUAGUGCAGUGUGCACUGGCAUUGGUAUCAGGGAAAGAGAUGCAUACGAUUUAUGGGAUUUGCUGAAGGAGAUUGGGGAGAAGAAGGAGAAGGGUAUUGUGAGUACUGAGAGCUUAAACGCGUUGCUCACGGGAUUCUCGAGGCUGGAGAAAGGGAAGGAGGCAUUUGACUUGUUCAAUAAGUUUGAGGAGUUUGGGUGCCCCUUGAAUGCCGAUACAUACUAUUUAACUCUCGAAGCCCUCUGCAAGAGAUCCUUCUACAGCUGGGCGAGCUUGGUCUGUGAUAAGAUGCUGAAUGCAGAUAUGCUGCCGGAUCCCAAGAGAGUUGGGAAGAUAAUUUCCUUUUUCUGCAAAGGAGGCAUGGCAAAAGAUGCCCAUUUGGUUUAUGUGUUUGCCAAGGAUAAGAAAAUCCAUCUGUCUCAGUCAUCCAUUGACUUCUUAAUUAUUUCUCUAUCUCGAAUAGUGAAGGCCAGUAAGCGGGCCGGGAAGAAAAUCGAUUCUGAACUCGACCGAGAAACUGUCUCAUUGGCUCUAGAGAUGUUGGGUGAUUACUCGGCCGAAAUUCGCAAACGCGCAACUAAGCCCUUCACGAGUGUCAUUCAGAAGCUAUGUUGGAUUCAAGAUGUGGGCCGGGCCAAAAAGCUGCUCCUUGAGAUGGUUGACUUGGGCCCGCCUCCUGGAAAUGCUGUGUUCAAUUGUGUGAUUAGUGGGCUUGCCAAAUCUGAGGAUACAGAUGGGGCCCUGAAUAUGAUGAGGCUGAUGGAGAAAAGGGGGUUGAAGCCCGAUUUGUACACUUACAGCGCAAUUCUGAGUGGUUUUGCAAAAAAUGGCGAAAUGGAGCAUGCGUGCAAGAUUUUUGAUGAGGCCAAGAAGAACCACUCGAAAUUGACCCCGAUUGUGUACCACAUUUUAAUCCGUGGGUUUUGCAAGCUCGAGCAAUUUGACAAGGCUGUGGGUUUGUUGAGGGAGAUGAGGGCGCAUGGGGUGAACCCUAAUCACGAUGAGUACAAUAAGCUGAUUAAGUCUCUUUGCUUUAAGGCUUUGGAUUGGGAGACUGCUGAGAGAUUGGAGGAGGAGAUGAGGUCGAAUGGGGUGAUUCUAAACGGAAGGACAAGGGCUCUUAUUGUUGCCACCAAGGAGUUGCAGGAAGAAGCAAGUGCUGAAGAACUAACUCCUGCGUAA
Molecule: messenger RNA, 1857 nt
Organism: Striga hermonthica
Lineage: Eukaryota; Viridiplantae; Streptophyta; Magnoliopsida; Lamiales; Orobanchaceae
Source: the annotation of a GenBank genome assembly